AUGGCGGGCAAAAUGGUACUAUACAAACUGGUGGUGCUCGGAGAUGGUGGUGUAGGGAAGACAGCCCUCACAAUCCAGCUUUGCCUGCAGCAUUUCGUCGAAACGUACGACCCUACCAUUGAGGAUUCGUACCGGAAGCAGGCCGUGAUAGACAACCAGGCGUGCAUGCUAGAAGUGUUGGACACGGCCGGACAGGAAGAAUACACAGCACUACGAGACCAGUGGAUCCGCGAUGGCGAGGGUUUCGUCCUAGUUUACAGCAUCUCGUCGCGAUCGUCUUUCACGCGCAUUAAGCGGUUCCACCACCAGAUUCAGAGGGUCAAGGAGUCAACAGCCUCGUCGCCCUCGUACCCCGGGUCGCCGAUCUCGGCUGCCAAUCCGUCCGCGCCCGUCCCCAUCAUGCUCGUUGGAAACAAGAGCGACCGCAUCGCCGACCGGGAAGUCUCGACGCAGGAGGGGCAUGCUCUAGCGCGCGAGCUCGGAUGCGAAUUCGUCGAGGCGUCGGCCAAAAACUAUAUCAAUGUUGACAAGGCCUUCUACGACGUGGUUAGGAUUCUGCGGCGGCAACGACAAGCGGCCUCUCAACCGCUGUCACCCACAGGCAGCAGCAAGUACGAAGCGUCCAGGAGGACCGACUCAAACUCCCAGUCAGAAAAGGGCCGUUAUCGUCGAGAACGCCGCAGCCGGGGGUGUGCCAUAUUAUGA
Molecule: messenger RNA, 705 nt
Organism: Chaetomium globosum CBS 148.51
Lineage: Eukaryota; Fungi; Ascomycota; Sordariomycetes; Sordariales; Chaetomiaceae
Product: ras-2 protein
Exons: 2
Coding region: 1-705 (234 amino acids)
Biological process (GO): signal transduction
Cellular component (GO): plasma membrane
Molecular function (GO): GTPase activity; GDP binding; GTP binding
Source: RefSeq, a predicted model, not a curated record